Molecule: messenger RNA, 915 nt
Organism: Canis lupus familiaris (dog)
Lineage: Eukaryota; Metazoa; Chordata; Mammalia; Carnivora; Canidae
Product: rhox homeobox family member 1
Exons: 3
Coding region: 157-663 (168 amino acids)
Molecular function (GO): DNA binding
Source: RefSeq, a predicted model, not a curated record
CGCUGUUGGAGGGUCUCUGGCAUCUAAGCCGGAGCGUGCGGACGUUGAAAGUGAGGCAGACGCCCCGUAAGCCGGUCGCCGCGCGGAAAGAGGCCGGGACUCGUCGGUCGCCGCGGGCUUGUGGAGGCCCACGGCGGCGUCGACAGCGCUCUGGACAUGGAGCCUCCGCCCGCGAGCAGCCAAGACGACGCCGCUUACCGCGGCCCAGGCGUCGAGGAGCUCCGAGGAGAACGGCCUGAUACGAAGCCUGUGGUGAUCUCAGUAACCACAGGAGACGUCGAGAAGGAUCUCGAGUCCGAGCCUGAGCUGGGGGCAGAGGCAGCCGCAGAAGAAAGCCACGGUGGCGCGGGAGCUCCCGGCCCCGUGGACGACGAAAACCAGAGGGGGGGCGGCGGCGACGGCGGCGGCGACGAGGAGGAGGAGGAGGAGCCCCCGCAGCAGCAGGACGAGGCCUCCGCAGCCGCCGAGGGGCCGCAGCCCCAGGACCCGCAGCAGCGCCUCCUCCGCGGCUUGUUCACCCGGUUGGAGCUGAAGGAGCUGGAGAGCGUUUUCCAACGCGCUCAAUACCCUGACGUGUUCGCGCGAAAGGAUCUUACAAUAUGCGUGGAUGUGUCAGAGACCAGUAAACCUGAAAAAAGCAAUUUGCCUGGGGAGCAAUCGUAAAACCUGCUUCACGUCUGAUGCUUCUGUUCUACACAUUCCCAACUUGUUUUGGUUGUCUUUUCCAUGUUUGGAAAAUAAGUUUUGAAGUUUAGGGCUUUGGUGAGUGGAAAAUGGGAUAAGUAAACCCUACUUUAUGGAAAUUGCCCAUUACCAGGAUUUUGAUUUCUUGAAGGAAAACGAUAAAAGAGAACCUGCUUCUCCUAUUUCCUGUGCAAAAUUAAAUACAAAUAAAGUUUUACUCUUUAUGACAUA